This is a messenger RNA of Mugil cephalus (flathead mullet), 9869 nucleotides long. RefSeq names its product zinc finger, FYVE domain containing 26 (gene zfyve26). Lineage: Eukaryota; Metazoa; Chordata; Actinopteri; Mugiliformes; Mugilidae. Gene Ontology annotation, cellular component: midbody; centrosome; lysosomal membrane. The coding region runs from base 242 to 8011 and encodes 2589 amino acids. The transcript is spliced from 43 exons. The record is from RefSeq and is a predicted model, not a curated record. Gene Ontology annotation, molecular function: phosphatidylinositol-3-phosphate binding; metal ion binding. Gene Ontology annotation, biological process: mitotic cytokinesis; double-strand break repair via homologous recombination; regulation of cytokinesis.
GCCUUCGACCAAUCAGCGUCGCGGAUAUCAGCUGAUUCUGUCACAUGACCGGAGUUGUGCUGCUAGCAUAACAGGUCGCUGGAAAAUCCUGAACCAGGAGCGUAAAUAGUCCCCGGUUUGGGGGGAAACAACGCAAAGAAAUGAGUGCAGAAAGCUCAAGGUUGCUCCUUUGCUCGAUGGUGGUGGAGGCGCCUCUUCAGGUGUGACGGCCGAGCAGAGGAGUGUCACAGCGAAAGCGGCCAUGCAUCCCUUUGGCUGUGAAGCUGAGACCUCUCUCCAGGACCUCUUCGAGUACUUCAAGAGGUGCCUGCAGCACGGAGAGUGGGAGCUGGCGAGCGCCUGCGUGCCGCAGCUGGUCGACUCGCCGGGAGGACUCUCGGAAAGCCUGCGAGACAUAAUCAAAGCGGUUGUCUGCCACCCUUACAGCUUAAAAUGGGAGUCUGUUGGCAGUCCACACAAACUGGCUUGGUUUUGGCUGCAGGUUUUGGAGAAAUGGACAGAAGAAGAGAUUCCUCCCAACAUCAGAAGAGAGUUGGAGUUUCUGUUACUCCUGGAGGAGCUGGGGUCAGAGGGCAUUCCAGAGACUGUUCUCAAGGAGUUGCAACAGACUUUCUUGGACUCGCAGUCCGAGGGAAAGAGCAAAGAGGGUUCAAGUUCAACAGCUGCUGCAGUGGAGUCUUGUCUGAGAACCCUGCUGGAGAAAAAGAAGCCGAGACUCGCUCAGGCCUUAGCACAUUUUUUACAGGAGCAGUCCAGCACAGAGGACCGUGCUCUGCAGCACACGUUCAUCCAGCACCUGAUCAGGAAACUGGGGAAGCCGGAGAGGAGGCCGGAGAAGGUGGAUGAGUGGGUGGAGGAGAUAUACGCCGUUUUGGCCGUGAUGCCGUGGGGCUCUCGCAGAAGCGGCGGGCAGCUGGAGGCUCUGUGUGAAGCUCUGUGGAAAGCCAGAGACGGGCCCCUGAAAGAGGAGAGGAUCCUCAGCUCCCUGCUUCGGCCCCGGUGCGACGCUCUGGUCUCCGUGUACUGCUCCACUGCUCUGAGGCUGCAGAGGGAUCAUCUGCUGAGGAGCUCACCGGACACGCAAGUGGAGCUUCCUGAAGCAGAGAAGCUUGUCCUCAGUUUAUGCUGCAACAAGGAUCGCCCGUCCAUUUGGAAGACCAUCUAUUUCGAGUGCCUUAGUAGUGGAAAGCAUUUCCUUGAGCAGGUCCUAGUUACUGCGCUGGACCUGAUUAAACACGAGGAGUUCAGUCAGCUGAAGGACCUGCUGCAGCUGGAGUUCCAGCCGCUGUCCCGCCUGCUGCUGCUGCUGGGAUGGACUCAGUGUCGCAGCCUGAGCUCGGCUCAAACGCUGCUCGAAGUUCUUCACAAAGAGCAGGCCGCAGCAAACGACUCUGUUCUGCAGGAGUUUGCCAACCUUCUGUCCUCUCAGCUUGGAAUACUUGAAUGGUGUAAAAACAAUAACCCAGGGAUCUCCAUGGAGGCGCUGCUGGCACAGCUUCACACUCUGGACAAUCACUCGGCUCUUUAUGUUCUGCAUUCUCUGACUCCGCUGGCUCAGUUUGAAGAACGCAGGAUAUUAGAUCUGCUGCAGCAACUGCCAAAUCUACCAGAAACAGAGGACGCUGAGGCGGUCAGUCCUCUGGGGUCUGGUGUGCAGAGGAACAUAGUUUUGUUCCAGGGGUUCUGUGCCAUGAAGUAUGCCAUCUACGCACUCUGUGUGAACGCACACAAAUACUCAAAUUGCACCGAGUGUGAGUCCGCGCAGGAGAAACAGCCUCCGGAGGCAGAAAUGGACCAGAACAGAAGCUCCACUUCUUCAGAAGGAUGCCAUUUGUUGUUCCAGCACUACCUGUCGGAGUGUCAGCUCUACCUGGGGACCGUGCCCGCCAUGUUCCGCCUGGAGCUCCUGGAGAACAUCUUCUCCCUUCUCUUUCUGUCCACCACUGACUUUGCCCCACAGACUCAAAAAGACACAAACUGCCACCCGAACGCAGGUAGCGGCGCUCAGUCAAAUGCCAGGAAGGUGGACGAGACGGACGGCUGCAGGAGGGAGAACCAGAGCCUGCGCUCGAGUUUAGCCGCAGCCCCACGGAGUCACCUGGAUCUGGGACACUUCAUCCAGGGCUGCAAGGGUUUCCUGGUUGACGCGACGGCCAUGGAGGGUUUCCUGAAGCUGCUGAAGGAAGGCUUGGAGGGCAUGUGCGUGGUGGGUCAGCAGGAGGGACAGGAGGCGGGGAGAGCGUUGCCCCGAGAGGCGGAGGCGGCGGCGAACCUGGGCUGCUCCGUGACUGCUGAGACGUUCGGAACCCGUCUCCAGAGGUUGUCCAAGCGCACUGCGGAGGCUCAGUGGCGUCUGCAGAUCAUCACCAGCAACCAGGCCGGUGGAAACGGUUCAGAAAGUCCUCUCCGGAUGUCAGCGGUCAGCUCCACCGUCGCUUCCGUGGUGCGCAGCAAGAGCUCGAGCCUGAGGAGGAGGAGGAAACCAUCGAGGCAUGCAACAGAGCGGCAGUCCUCCGUAGAGAAACACAACGGAGAAGUCAGCACGAGUGCAUCGGAUGGAGGAGGAGGGCCAGCAGGAGGUGGUGUGGAGCUGGAGUUUUGCCCGUGUGGAGGCGCCCACAGCUGGCUUGUUCCUGCCAUGCUGUCCCCUCCAGAGUCUCUGUUAAUGUCCUGCGUUCGCAGAGGAAACUUCAUGGAAGCGCGUCAGGUGUGUAUGGUGUUUGACCUGGAGAUGUCCGGCUGCUUUGGAGAGCUGGCGUUCAUGGAGAGCUACAAAGAAGUCCUGGUGGAGUUGGGGAAAGUGGAGCAGAAGAUGGAGAGUCGGUCCAUGUCCUCGUCCUCGUCCUCCUCGGAGGGUUUGGGCUCAGCGGCCGCAGCCCCGGGCAGGACUCGGCUCGGCAGCAGCGGCAGAUCAACGCUGCAGGCUAUCGAAAGCGCUGCUGCUGCAGGAGUUGCUUUCUACUCCAUCUCGGACAUCGCCGACCGCCUCCGCAGCACCCCCGCUCACCCCCUGCCCUCGCUGGAGGAGGGCUACUGGCUGAGCCGCUGCUCCUCGGACUCCUCGGGCCUCCUUUACAAGCUGCUGGAGGAGCUCAGCCCCGCGGCCAUGGCCGCCUUCGACCUGGCGUGUUGCCACUGUCAGCUCUGGAAGACGUCCCGGCAGCUGCUGGACACAGCGGAACGGAGGCACAACAGCAGCCUGGAGGCUCGAGGAGUUAGAGUUGACCAUAAAGUGCCUCAUUCUGAGGGGAUCUGUGGAUUUCCAAUGGUGUUACACCAGAUCAGCAAGAUCCUGAAUCAUCCAACCGCUCAUAAGGGCUCUGGCAAAACAGAAGCUGGCGGUGAAGACCACACGUUGGCCAGCCCCUUUGGUUGCUGCAUCCAGGAAGUGCUGUUCUGUUGCCACCCGGUAUUGAGCGAGGAGUGCAUUUCUGCUCGGCUCAGUCUGACUCAGCGCUUGGAGAACACGCUGCACAAUCUGAGCACAGCCACAGAUGGAAUAGAGGGAACUCAAGGCAGCGCUCUGCUGACGCUGCUGGUUGAACAGGCCGGUCUGAAGCAGGCGGAGCUGGAUUCUCAUCCCGUGCGCUCCAGCAUGAAGCAGCUUCUCCGUUCUUUGGAUCAGCUCUGCCCCUUUGAGCCCGACGGGGACCUCGCCAGGCCGGACUACGUGCGCAGUUUCCUCGACUACAUCAACACAAUAGCGUCGGUGAUAGUGCGGAGUUUAGAGGACCAAAGCGGUGAAGUGAAGCUUGGGAAUCCUCUGCUGGUUUUGCUUCAGUCCCCGUUUCAGCUCCUCUCCCACCUGCUCUUUGACAGACAGGUUUCUCCUGACAGAGUGAUGUCCCUGCUGCAGCAUGAAGGUCUGCGACUGAGCGUCCAACAAGUGAUUGUCCAGCGAUGCUGUGAGACGCUGCCCUUGUGGAUCUCGAGUCCCGGCGAUGAAGGAGACGGAGACUCUGCUGAGGCGAAGAAAGAAGACGGAGCGUUCAGCGUCGCGUCCCUUUCUGUCCUGCUCCAGCAGCAUCACUCCCAGGAUCACAUGACGACUCUGGGAAUCCCAGAGCCUCAGUCGGACGUGAGCUCCGAGUCCGAGCCGUCGGGGGAGGAGUCCUCCACCCCGUCCACUGGCCUCUCCACGUCUCCGCCCUCUCAGUCGUCGUCCUCCGCCUCUUCGUCUUCUCCUAACUCCUUCCUCCUCACACCCUCGGCCUUGUCUUUCCUAAAGUCUCGCUCCCCCCUGCUGGCCGCUCUGGCCUGUUUGAGCGCCUGCAAAGGAGAAGCCGCCCGGACGCAGCCCUCCGGAUGGUCUGGGUAUUUCCGCAGCGGAAAGAGCAAAGAGGUCGUCCUGGACGGCGAGCAGAUCUCUCGCGAGGCCGACAGCCUCCUGACGGAGUUCCCCAUCCUCCGAGCUUACCUUCACGCCAUGGCCGAGCCGGUCCUGGGCUCCCCGUUGAGCGGCGAGGCCGAGGAGAGCUCCGCUGGUCUCGGAGCGGUCGUCUGCGGGAAACCUCUCGUCGGCCUCCUGAUGUCCGGUCCUCAAGAGGAGGCCGCUCAGGCCGUGGCUGCGGACGCCUUCCAGAAAGCGCUGUCCUCCCGGGACCUGGGCCGAGCCCUCAGUCUGCUGGAGCUGUACGGGCAGGGCUGCAGCCAGGAGGGGGCGCUGAGGGACCGCUUGCUUGCGUGGGGCGCUUUAGCAGACGGAGAUGAAGGUACAGGUCGACUGUUCCGAGUGCGUGACGCCGACCUGAGAGCCCGCGUGGCCCUCCAGGCCCUGGAGCGCUGGCCUCUGUCUUCCUGCCUGGAGCUGCUCGAGUUCUGCCUCAGCGACACCGGCACGGACGCCUCCCUGAGGACGGAACUGGAGCUCAAGAAGAAAGAACUGGACAUCUACCACUGGAUGUUAAAUUUACAGCCUCGUUUGCCUUGGGCUACUUGGCAAGAGCUGAGGACUAAAUCCAAGACGGACUCUGAGUCGAUGCUAUCUAUGAUUCUUGAGGCCAAGGAGUUUGCUCUUUGUAAACAGUGGGUAGAGUUGUAUCCUGUCUCCGAUCAGCUGAGACUGCAGCUGCACACUGAGCAUUUGCUGUAUUUGCUGGAGAAGGGACAGACUGACGAGGCUUUUCAGUUACUCGAGGGCCUCUCGGAUUCUGUGGUCGGCCUUGAUAUUUGCGAGCGCGCCCUGGAUCGCCGUCCCGGACUGGCUGCGUGUCACUUCCUGGCCGACUACCUCACGCUGCAUUUCCAGAGGCAGGUGUCUCCGGCGCGUCGGCGACACAUCCAUGCGCUUCAUCUGGGCUCCAAGGUCUUGUUGACUCUGCCCCCGGCCUCUCAGCAGGACUACUUCCCUCUCCUGUCCGAGCCCCUGCUGAUGCUCGAGCAGCUGCUGAUGAACCUGAAGGUGGACUGGGCGGACGUGGCGGUGCGAACCCUGCGGAGCCUGCUGGUCGGCCACGAGGCCGGCUUCAGCGCCGAGGACAUCGACAAACUGCUGGCGGACUACGCCGGCAAAGCCCUCGACUUCUCCUGCGCCCCCAGAGAGAGGUCUCGAUCUGAUUCUGUAAUCAGCCUCCAGGACGCUCUGAUGCAGUGUCCCGCUCAAGACACCGUCUCCGUGUCAUCUGCUCGAAUCGAAUCUCAGACAAACUCCUCAGCCAGCACCCCAACACACGCCCCCUCGGUGACCAGCUCAGACAGGGAGAGGGAUCGAGGUUCGACGGGGAGAAAGCGUCGCACGUCUGCUAAGUUCCUGCCUCCGGAUCAACCUCCGGCUCGGAAAGACUGGGUUCCUGACACCCAGCAGCACGUGUGCAUGGUCUGCCGGCGUGAGAGGUUCACCAUGUUCAACAGGCGUCAUCACUGCCGGAGGUGCGGCCGUCUGGUGUGUAAUGCGUGUUCUGAGCGGAAGAUGACUAUUGAGGGGUGUCCGGGAGAGGAAGUCAGAGUUUGUGACCAGUGUUACGCCUACUUUCACCCAGAUUCUGAUGAGGAGGAGGAACCUGUUGAAGAGCAUCGUAGCCCCGUGGUGACGGAGGAAGCUCUGGACGGGAUGCUGCAUCUGCCCGAAGUGGUGCACAGACAAAUCCAACUCAGCUCAGACCCGGCAGACAAUCAACUGUUACGGAGCGAGUUCUACUUUGAACAGGCUCCCAGCGCAUACCUCUGCGUGGCCAUUCUGUCUCUGCACAGCGACCAAACCGUCUGCGGUCAUCAGCUCAUCGGCCACUGCCGCUCCUUGUCCCGUAAAUUGAACAACCCGGAGGUGGACGCUUCCCUCCUCACCGACAUCAUGCGGCAGCUGCUGUUCAGCGCCAAGCUCAUGUUUGUCAGAGUCGGCCGCAGUCAGGACCUGGCUUUGUGUGACAGUUACAUCAGUAAAGUCGACGUGCUUAAGAUUCUGGUGACGGCCAAUUACAAAUACGUUCCCUCUCUGGACGACAUCCUGGAGACGUCAGCUGUCACACGCCUCCGUAAUCAGCUGCUGGAAGCAGAGCACUACCAGCUAGCUGUGGAGGUGUCGACCAAGAGCGGCCUUGACCCCGGGGGCGUGUGGCAGGCGUGGGGCAUGGCGUCUCUGAAGGCUGGGAACCUGUCGGCGGCUAGGGAGAAGCUCGCCCGCUGCCUGAAGCCGCCGGUGGACCGCAACCAGCUCAGCCUGGGUUCCUUACUGCUGCAGGAGGUCGUCCAACAUUUGGAGACCUCUGUGCGACCCGCUCCAGGCUCGACGAUCGGCGAGGACAUAUUGGCGUCCCUGCGCGAGCUGGAGGACGCCUUGCGCGAGGUCAGUCCUGUGGAGCGAGCGGAGGGACAGACGCAAGGGGGCAACCUCCACCAGGAGUGUCUGUACUACCUGAGCGCGUACGGCACACACCUGGCUCUCAUCAGCUUCCACAUGCGUCACGACCGCGUGACCGAGGCGCUGACGUACAUCCUCAACAAGGAAUGCCCGGAGGAGAUUUUCCUUGAGGGUGUGCUGCAGCCCAGUCUGGAGCGGGGAAAUCUGGGCAUGCUGCAGGGAAUACUGGAAAAGCUAGACCCCGGCCUGGAGGCGUGCAGCCGCUACCUCAUCUCCUCCUGCCAGUUCCUGCAGAGACGCGGAUACUUUCACUGUCUCUACCAGCUCCAGCAAUUCAUGAUGGAUCACGUGCGCGCAGCUAUGACGUGUAUUCGGUUCUUCACAUAUGGAGCCACUUCCUACCUGCAGCUGGGGGAACAGCAGCGCUGGUUGGUCAGAGCCAAAGAACACCUCAGGACGUACCUGCAGGAGCAGCAGAGCUGGGGCGGAGGGAGGAGGAAGUCCCAGGUCAACUCUUUCAGGAAGACGAUGACGUCCAGCGACGUGUCCAGGCACAUGAAUACAAUCGAGCUGCAGCUGGAGGUGACCCGUUUCCUCCACCGCUGUGAGACGUCCUCCAAGGCCCCGCAGACCAGCACACCGUCCUCCAAGUCUUCACUGCCAACGCUCUUUGGAGGAAGCCCUAUGAAAAUCGAGGUCGCCUGCAAGGUGAUGCUCGGAGGAAAAAACAUAGAGGAGGGUUUUGGCAUCGCUUACAGAGUCAUACAGGACUUCCAGCUGGAGGCCCACGCCGUCUACGUUCGGGCCGGACAGAGGCUCGUCCGACAGAGGCAGUACGGAGCCGUGCGGCAGCUGCUCAAAUGCGUCGGUGAAUCCGGCACCGCCACCAAAAACGACUGCGACGGCCUCAUCCUCAGCUGCGUCUCCAUCGCCGAUAAGGGGCCGGCUGAUGCCAAGGAGUUGGAAGGUCUCAUUCUGGAGAUAAAGAGCACAGAAAGCAAGAUCAAAGCCUACCUGGUGUGCGGUAAGCUGAGGCCGGCGUACCUGCUGGCCGUCAAGCUGGAUUCGAGCCGCGCGGGCCCGUUGGUCCAGGAAGUCCUUCAGGCGGCCGAGGAGGCCCAGGACUCGGUGAUGCAGAAUAUCUGUAGGCAGUGGCUGAGCGAACACAACAACAAGUCCUCUCAGUCACGCCAGGGUCGACCCAACGCCAGGUAAAGGCACAGUCGGCACAACAAGGGAUCACACAGGCAGCACUUAAACGCAGAGGAGCCGCAAACGCAAAGGAGAAUAUUCAGGGUUUUUUGAGGUUUGAAAUGAGCAGAUUUACUGUAAUUAACACACACGAGUCUUCACAUCCACCAGUUCAGCUUAAAAAAAACAGUGAGAAGUCAUCGCCCUCGUCUCUGGAUCUUUCCACGCUCUGCUAACACUUUAGCGCACACGUAACUAGCAUGUAGCCUCUUUUUGUUACACUACAAACGCUGUCAGAUUCACAGUGGCCUUUUCUUAUCGGGUGCAUUCUUCUUCCUUCUCUCACAAUACAACUCGACCACCAGCUGUCUGCUCUAUCUGAGAUUCCCGCGUGUUGCGCCAGUAGCAGCUAAAUCAGACUUAAUCUUGAAUUAUUUAACCUCCCGCGCGUGAAGCUGAGUGAAGUGACGUCAAGCAGACGUCACUCAACGAGCAAAGACGUCAAAGUGUAGCGCUUCGUGUCGUCCCCUUUUACUUCAUUCAUUCUUCAGUUAAGCAUUUGAAACAGUGUGCGCUAAUGAGUUAGCACGAGCCGCUGCAGCCGAAAGGAACAACCUCUUUAGGGGUGACCUGACUUUUUAACUGGAAAUCCUGGAAAGAUGUAGAAACUGUGUCGAGGUCAAAACUUUAGGAAACCCUGAAGUUUCUUAUUUGUCAGCAAAUCGCAGCUGUGGUUUACUUUCGCCUGUUGUCCCUCUCUCGUUGGUGGUAUUUGGGAAGGAAGGAGUCGCCACCACCACCACCACCAUCACCACCACCACCACUGUUGCGUAGCAGAAAUGCUAACUGCUAACUUGCUUACAUAAUGUAGUAUGAAAUGUGCCUCCUACCUCAGCUGAAAGGGAAAAUAUCUUUAAUAACUGACUGGAAGGCGUCUGACAAAUGUGUUACUUGUAGGUACUACCCCCCCACCCGACCCCCCCCCACAUCCACCCACAUGUUUAUGUCCUUAUGGUCUGUGUGUGGACAGUGUUUUUUUUUUUUGUUUUUUUUUUACUCGUAAUCAAUGUUACACAUUCAAACCUUGAACAGAAAUGGUUUUGUAACCCUAAUUUUCAGUGCAAAAAAAAAAUCCCUUUUGAUGAAGAAAACUAGUAUCGAGUUAUUUCGGGGCAUUUAAGAUGCUGAUGAAGACUUUUUAAGGUCGGAUACAGAAAAGGGACCUGCGUUACACAUCUAUAACAAAUCCAGCUCUUAAAGUCAGUGGCUUUUUUCUCAUGUUCUUGGUGAUAAUCACUCAGUGCUGCUCACUUUAAAUCAUGCUUCCUUUUCCUUUUCUUUGUUCCUGAUGGGAGACCUGACUCGUAUCCGUCUGUAAACCCAUAAACGACUGACUCGCGCAGAUAAUGAGCCACGUGUUGUCUCAAAAAAAGGGAUUGAAGUGCUGCAACAUCUUAUGUCCUGAUAAGUAUUAUUGUUUUUGCCUGCUUUUUUUUCACAAAACAGGAUAAUAGUGCAAAUAUACAGCCACCUUAAAACACUUUUUUUUUUUUUUUUAAGUUGAACAACAUCACACGUUGCUUAAACUUCGUUAUAGUGUUACAGAUCACACGGUCAGGAAGUACAUCCACGUUGUCCCUUCGCCCAGGACUGUCUGUGAUAGUCAGAGACUGAGGUGAAAAAGAAGCCAAUUUAGAUUUGAGAUGCACUCUAAUCCUUCUUAACUUGACUUUUGUGUCUCACCACUGCCGCACUUUAUACUUUGGGAAAUAAUUGUAAAAUAAUAUCUGAGCAAAUGAUGCAGGGACUAAUGCCUUUGAAAUGUAUGUGGUUUCUGCAUCACCUGAACAAUAAAAUGAAAAAUAAAAAUAAAAAUAUGAAA